This is a messenger RNA of Candidula unifasciata, 1299 nucleotides long. NCBI's taxonomy places the organism in Eukaryota, Metazoa, Mollusca, Gastropoda, Stylommatophora, Geomitridae. The record is from the annotation of a GenBank genome assembly.
AUGGCACACAAAGACAGAGCUUUAAACCAGCUCAGCGAGUUCCAGAAAGCCCAGCAGAAGCCAGACACGCUGACUACUGGUGCUGGUGCCCCUGUGGGAAACAAGAAUGCUAUUUUGACGGUUGGCCCAAGGGGCCCUGUGCUUCUGCAGGAUCAUGUCUUCCUGGAUGAGAUGGCUCACUUCAACAGGGAGCGCAUACCUGAAAGAGUUGUGCAUGCAAAAGGAGCUGGUGCCUUUGGAUAUUUUGAAGUCACCCAUGAUAUCACCAAGUACAGCAAAGCAAAAAUCUUUGAGCAUGUUGGCAAAAAAACACCCCUGGCAAUCCGCUUCUCAACCGUGGCGGGGGAGAAAGGUUCUGCUGACACAGUUCGAGAUCCUCGAGGAUUCGCCAUCAAAUACUAUACAGAGGAAGGUAACUGGGAUUUGGUGGGAAACAACACUCCAAUCUUCUUCAUUAGAGAUGCCAUGUUGUUCCCAAGUUUUGUGCACACCCAGAAAAGAAACCCUGUCACAAACCUCAAGGACCCUGAUAUGCACUGGGACUUCCUGGCUCUGCGACCUGAAAGCAUACAUCAGCUGAGUUUUGUCUUCUCUGACCGAGGCACACCUGAUGGCUUCAGGCACAUGAACGGCUACGGCAGCCACACCUUUAAGUUGGUCAACAAGGAUGGCAAGGCUGUCUACUGCAAGUUUCAUCACAAGACAGACCAAGGUAUUAAGAACCUCCCAGCAGAUGUUGCUGCACAACUCCAAGUAACAGAUCCUGAUUAUGCCACCCGCGACCUGUUUAAUGCCAUUGACGCUGGCAACUACCCCUCCUGGACGUCAUACAUACAGGUCAUGACCUUUGAGGAAGCUGAAAAGUUCAGGUGGAAUCCAUUUGAUUUAACUAAGAUUUGGCCUCACAGUGAGUUCCCCUUGAUCCCCGUUGGCAGGAUUGUAUUAAAUCGUAACCCACGGAACUACCACGCUGAGGUGGAGCAGCUAGCCUUCUCACCUGCCCACUUGGUGCCAGGGAUUGAGCCCAGUCCCGACAAGAUGCUACAGGGUCGUCCUGUACUCGUACACCGACACCCAUCGUCAUCGCCUGGGCAGCAACUACCUCCAGAUCCCAGUCAACUGCCCCUACAAUGCCAAAGUGAGAAACUACCAGCGGGACGGACCUCAGUGCGUCACAGACAAUCAGGGAGGUGCCCCAAACUACUUCCCAAACAGCUUCAGUGGACCAUUAGAUGCCUCCCAGCAUCUAGAGUCCAAGUUCAGUCUGACUGCCGAUGUGGCCAGGUACAACUCAGAUGA